This is a messenger RNA of Penicillium waksmanii, 1236 nucleotides long. RefSeq names its product ANP1/MMN9/VAN1 family protein. The transcript is spliced from 4 exons. Gene Ontology annotation, molecular function: alpha-1,6-mannosyltransferase activity. Gene Ontology annotation, cellular component: mannan polymerase complex. Lineage: Eukaryota; Fungi; Ascomycota; Eurotiomycetes; Eurotiales; Aspergillaceae. The coding region runs from base 1 to 1236 and encodes 411 amino acids. Gene Ontology annotation, biological process: cell wall mannoprotein biosynthetic process; protein N-linked glycosylation. The record is from RefSeq and is a predicted model, not a curated record.
AUGUUGCUACCAAAGGGUGGAGUCAACUGGAAAUCCGCCAGGUCGCGUCUCCCGCCAUGGCGCGCAGUCUUGGUCCUCCUUACAAGGACUCGCUUCCUCGUCUCGUUGGCUGUCACCGGUCUCAUCAUCCUGUUGUGGCGCGGUGUCAGCAAAUCUGCAUCUGAGAUGCAAAAUUUCUACUGCUAUGGCUCCUCGAAAUCCCCUAUGGAGAUGUCCCUCAACGAGAUGGUUGAGUGGAACGCCCAUUCCCAAACCCCUGUCCUCUUCAACCACCACGAAGUCUACGAAGUCAACAGUUCCUCCAUCAGCGAGGUCGACCUGAACCCCAUCAAAUCCUCCAUCAAGGCCGUCAACAACCGUGAACGUGUUCUCAUCCUGACCCCUCUCCGCGACGCCGCCCCCUACCUCACCAAGUACUUCGAACUCCUCUACCAGCUGACCUACCCCCACGAGCUGAUCGAUCUGGCCUUCCUCGUCGGUGACUGCAAAGAUGAUACCCUGGCUGUCCUCGCUUCGGAACUGGAUCGCAUUCAGCACCACACCGAUGAGAAGAUUCCUUUCCGCAGUGCGACCGUUGUCAAGAAGGACUUCGGUGCCGAUGUGGAGAUGAGUGUCGAGGAGCGACACUCGUUUGCAGCCCAGGGCCCUCGCCGCAAGGCUAUCGGCCGUGCUCGCAACUAUCUCCUCUACUCGGCCCUGAAGGCCGAUCACUCUUGGGUCUACUGGCGUGAUGUUGAUAUCACGGACUGCCCUGAGCGGAUCCUUGAAGACUUCAUGGCUCACGACAAGGAUAUUCUUGUGCCGAAUAUCUGGUUCCACCGCUACCGUGAUGGCCGUGACGUCGAGGGUCGCUUUGACUACAACUCCUGGAUCGACUCCGAGAAGGCCCAACGCCUCCGUACAACUCUCGACCCCAACGUCGUCCUCGCCGAAGGUUACAAGGAGUACGAUACCGGCCGCACAUACCUGGUCAGCAUGGGUGACUGGCGCAAGAACAAGGACGAGGAGGUCGAACUUGACGGCAUUGGUGGCGUCAACAUCCUCGUCAAGGCCGACGUUCACCGAUCUGGCAUCAACUUCCCCUCGUACGCCUUCGAGAACCAGGCCGAGACAGAGGGAUUCGCCAAGAUGGCUAAGCGUGCCGGCUACCAAGUGAUCGGACUGCCCAACUACGUUGUGUGGCACAUCGACACGGAUGAGAAGCCGGGCAACCUGGGCAAUCGCAAGGCGUACUAA